ACUAAGGUUGUGGUCCGUGUACCGUAGAACAAAAAAUAUAUAAUUUACAAACAUGCAGAUUUGUUUACAAGCAACACCGCGAAAACAUUAAGGUAAAGAAAACUUUAAAAAGACCAGUCCAGCGAACGUGCCGGACACAACGUUGUAGAUUUUUUAACCACUCACAAUGAUACUACGUACUUCAGUCGUUAUUUUCUUUGUGAUACAGCUGAUAGCUGGGAAUCCGACGUUUAGACGAGAUGACGAACAAGACCUACCUCCGUCGCUGGCACCUGUACAUCGACAGAGAUCCAGUACACCGAUGAGAACUAACACACCAUUAAGAACUAACACACCAGUGAGAACUAAUACACCAGUAAGAACCAAUACACCAGUGAAAAUUUCAGAAGAUAUUAAAUAUCACAAAAUUCGGGCGGUUGGGCCUCCUAAAAAGGUCCCGGCGGGAGGAGUUAUGCUCCCCAAAAUAACAGCUAAUAACCAACUCACACAUAGUAUCCAUCCACCUAUUAUAGACGAACUCCAUCAUCAACCGGUACACCAUCCGUCAUCUAGUUCAGUCGACGAAAUCGAAAAAGCAGAAAAAGCAAACAAAAAUUUGGAAAAGAUGAUACAAUUCAUGACAGUAUUAGGCCAAGUGGACCACUAUAUAACAUCAAGAGCUAAAUCUCUAGUGACCACAUUAGGCAGAGCUAUGGAAAAUCAUCAAGACGAUCACCUAACCUACCCAAGAGAAUCUAGGGAAAAUGUUAAAUCGUGUGGUGGUGACCACUCGCAUGAAUAGUAAAUUAGGUUAUUUAUUUUGUACAAAUAUUUGAAUAAAUAGGUGUAAUAAAUUAUUUUAAGUAAGUAUUUUAUAAUUUUAAAUAAAAGUGUUUUAUUAUUUUCUACAUCACAAUGUUUAUACUAAAAAAUGACUAAACCACUUUUUUCUUAUGUUUAUUAUCAAAUGGUUUAAAACAUUAAAUGUCAACGUGUUAUUUAAUAAAUAAUUUACAUUUAGAUAAAAUUUAUAAUUAUCAUUAUAUUAAUCCAAAAAUAUAAACCAGAUUAAAAUGUUCAAAU
This is a messenger RNA of Adelges cooleyi (spruce gall adelgid), 1062 nucleotides long. RefSeq lists its product as uncharacterized. The record is from RefSeq and is a predicted model, not a curated record. The transcript is spliced from 3 exons. Lineage: Eukaryota; Metazoa; Arthropoda; Insecta; Hemiptera; Adelgidae. The coding region runs from base 167 to 781 and encodes 204 amino acids.